UGCAUUUCCUCACGUGGCCUGUAAGAGUCGCUGUGGAGUGAAGGAAAAAACAGGCACACAUGCAGCCUGGCUGCGUGUAAACCGCACGCACAGUGAGAGAGACCGAUCAGCAGACACACGGACGCGGCGAGGCAGCUCACCCGCAGGGCAUGAUCCAGAGACGCAACACACCGCCAGUGCUUCUGUUCUGGAAACGCACACUUUCUAUCCACUUCUCACAAAGGACGAGGAGGAUCAUGCACGCACUGCAGCUCCUCUAACUGGACUUCUUGAUUUCCCCCCUCCUCGUUGUUGUUGGAGAAAGUACUAAGAAUGAUGAGCAGCGGUCCUACUAUAGUUUACGAGUGGCUGAAAACCCUGCAGCUCACCCAGUAUGUCGAGUCUUUUGUGGAUAACGGCUACGACGACCUGGAGGUGUGUAAGCAGAUUGGAGAUCCUGACCUGGACGCCAUCGGUGUGUUUCCUCCGCAUCACAGGCUCAAAGUUCUCCGAGCAGUGCAGAGACUGAGAGAGGAGGACAAGAAGCUGGCCCCGGGUCUUUACUUUACCUUGGAGCCACUUCCAGAUGUCUCCAAUGUCUAUGACAGCAAAGCCACUGGGUCCAAUUGGGAAAGAGAAAGACUUGAGCUGUCCAAUAACAACAAUCUACUGCUCGGAGUCCCUGAAGAUCCAAUGUCUUUCCCGAAACUCAAGCUCAAGAUCCUGAUCCGAGAUAAGCUGAUCAAGGAUGGGAUAGAUCUGAGUAAGCCUCCUUACUCCAUUAAGGAUGGCUCUUUGGGAAACAUUGAAGAUUUGGCUAAGGAGUACUCAGAGUAUUACAGUACCUCUUACGGUGACGUGUGUGAGAGGAUGGAGGAGCUUCGCAAACGCAAAGUGGCUCAGGAAACAGAGAUUACACUUACUGAGUCAAUGAUUACAUCACUUCAGCUACGUUCAGAAAUCCAGGAAUCCCUGGGGCUGAGCAGUACCGUGUCCACUCCUGAGGUUGAGAGAAGGCUGUUCAUGCACAAGUCAGGCUCAGAAGAUGGAUCUGGAGGAAAAUGGGACAGAAAAAAAAACAAAUCCUUCUGGCAGAAUUUCCGCAAGACCCAGAAAGGCAUUAUACGCCAGACAUCAAAAGCUGAUGACCUUGGCUUUGUAGCCAGUGAGAUCACAAUGAGCGAUGAAGAACGUAUUCAGCUGAUGAUGAUGGUGAAGGAGAAGAUGAUAACUGUAGAAGAGGCCUUGGCACGGCUGAAAGAGUACGAAGCUCAUAAUCGUCAGUCCUGCACCACGGACACAACUGAGUGGAAUGAUGCCUCCAGUCCCAAUGCGAACAACCUCUCAGUGAGCUUUACCUCACAGGAGCAGUCAGAUGAUGAGCUGGAGGACUCGCAGGCUUUUCGCAGGCUUCACAAGCUGGUCAACUCAACUCGCCGUGUAAAGAAGAAGCUCAUUAGAAUAGAUGAGAGCAAAAAACACACAUCAAAAGACUCAUUGAGCUCAGACUUCUCUCCCACAUGCGAGGAAAAAGCCUCUCUCUACUCGGGUGUACAGAAGCACCUAGUCAUGUCUCAGGGUGAUGGAAUGGCCUCAGCUCUGUGUGUGGAUGGCGAUUCAGACAGCCUGACCACAUCUCCAUCUUCCAGCAGCCUGGACACCUACAGUGGCUAUAAGCAAUUUAAGCUGUUUAACAGUAGCCAGGGGCUAAGCUACCCUCCCACUGGGCCCAGUGUGGACACUUCAAUGAUGGAUGCAGGCAGCCACUCAUCCUUUUCCGAAGCUGAGGGCUGCUGUGAGGAGGAGCCGAGGAUAACCCGCUCUGUGACUGAUGGAGAAAUGCGACGGGCCCUGAGCCCCUUGAAAUUACAUGGGAGGGCAUGUAGCUUUGGAGGUUUUGACCUAAUGAACCAGUCUUUAUACACACGACACAGCUGUAACACAUCUAGUGAUAAUGGGACCAUCAGCAGGAGGGAUGCAGCGAGGUCACCCACUCCGUCCCGCAUCUCGCUUGGGAAGAAGGUGAAGUCGGUGAAGGAGACCAUGAGGAAACGCAUAUCCAAGAAAAGCAGUUCUGUCCUGUUUGAGCAGCUAAGUCUAAGCAGAGAGCCUGAAUCACUCCAGUCCCCCCACACAGACACGGACUCGCUGGAAAAACCCAAACUGAAGUCUGGCGGUUCUGUCGAGAGUUUGAGGAGCUCACUAAGUGGGCAGAGCUCAAUGAGUGGUCAGACGGUAAGCACUACAGACUCCUCUGCAAGUAACAGAGAGAGUGUGAAAUCAGAAGAUGGUGACGACGAAGAGUUGCCUUACAGGGGGCCAUUUUGUGGCAGAGCCCUUGUACACACUGACUUUAUCCCCAGUCCCUAUGACACAGAUUCCCUCAAACUCAAGAAAGGGGAUGUUAUAGACAUAAUCAGUAAGCCUCCAAUGGGUACAUGGAUGGGCCUCUUGAAUAACAAAGUGGGCACCUUCAAGUUCAUCUAUGUGGACGUGCUGAGUGAGGAAAUUGAAAAGACCAAAACCAGCAUCAGGAAGAGAAGGAAGAGUCGACCUCCCAAACCCACGUCUGUGGAGGAGCUUCUAGAGCGCAUCAACCUUAAAGAACACAUGCCCACAUUCCUGUUUAAUGGAUAUGAGGAUCUGGAAACGUUUAAGUUACUUGAGGAGGAGGAUCUGGAUGAGCUGAACAUCAGAGACCCACAGCACAGAGCAGUGUUGCUGACUGCAGUAGAGUUGCUGCAGGAGUAUGACAUUAACAGUGACCCUGAGACCAGUGGUUCUGUAGUAGACCCAGACGAUAAGGUUCAGCCUGAGUUAUCAACUCCCUCAAGAGAUUCUCCACGCGACUCUGGUUGCUAUGAGAGCAGUGAGAAUCUGGAGAAUGGGAAAGGCAAAAAGACAUCUCAUUUAAGCAGGUCAUCAUCAGGCUUUGAAUCCAGUCACCUGCCAUCUCCUGAGUAUCCCACUUCUCCUCUAAGCCAGUCCAGCAGCAGGCAGGAUCCACAGUCUCACCUGACACCUUUUCAGAUAACCUCCAUCAAAGAUGUUCAUUUAGAAACAACUUGCUCCUUGCUCAGGAUAAAGCCUCUCAGUCACAGCUAUGAUGAGUUGCUUCGCAUUCCUGUACCUCAAGGCUUGUGGAAACGUUCUCUUUCAUUGGAUUAUCAGAUCCUCCACAGGAAGGAGCCAUCUAACCCAGAAGACUUGACACCAACCCAACCCAUAAAACCUGAUGCUUUGCUGCAGAGGUAUAGCCCUGCCGAGCAAGAUGAAGCUCUAGAGGCCAAACAUGAAGAUGAAUCUGAAGAGCUAGGAACAGGAGAUGAGCUGACAUUUCCUUCUGUUGACUCUUCCACAGAUGUAGAGAGUGAGGAGGUGCCUAUAGAUAGUGCUGAAACAUACCCACCUGAUCCUUCUUUACACCCACCUCGCAUAAAACCACCUGUUCCUCCUAAACCUCAUCCACUUUUUACUGACAGAGAGACAACAAACCCUGAUAACAAACACGUGUUCCCAAACACGACAAUUCCACACAAAUCAGACAUGGCCUCUGAUUUUCCCAAGUCCAGCAAACCUUUUAUCCACAGGCUUGGAAAGAAGGUGCAGCAUCCCCAACCAACUAAUCUGGAGUUACUUGUAGAACAGAAGUUAAGUUUGGAUGGUAUAGACCUCACAGAGGAGCCUUAUUCUGACAAGCAUGGUCGAUACAAAGUCCCAUUCUCCCUAAUUCAAAGAUAUUCUGAAGAUUUAGAUAAGCCUUUGGGGGAUAUUGCCACAGCAAUGGAUCAGACCAGAGUCCAGCUGCUUCGCAAACAGCACCGUAUGGCAAUCCCACUAAGAGGUUUAUCAGAGAUUUGUAUAAAGCUGUGAACCAUUGAGUAAUGUUGGAUUCCAGAUCUUCAUGUUGUGGUCAGAGCAUCACCCACUGCCAUAAAGGUUGUAAAUGUACAAAGGCUGAUGUCAAAAUGUCUGAAAGAAGGAACGAUUUUAAUGACUGUCAUGAAGGAAAUCUGUUACUGAUUGCAAGAUUGAACAACUGUUUUAAAAAGAUUUU
Molecule: messenger RNA, 4036 nt
Organism: Silurus meridionalis
Lineage: Eukaryota; Metazoa; Chordata; Actinopteri; Siluriformes; Siluridae
Gene: sash1b
Product: SAM and SH3 domain containing 1b
Exons: 21
Coding region: 313-3852 (1179 amino acids)
Molecular function (GO): protein binding
Source: RefSeq, a predicted model, not a curated record